UGUUAUUGUUGAUUAUCUGGCGGCCGCCUCCGAUAUCCAGGUCAUAUGGAGAAUCAGAAAUCAAAACAUUAGUGAUCUUCCUUCUUUUCUGCCGCUGCAUUCUUCUCUCCCACAACACCAUGCCUGUUGCUUGAUUUUUGAUUUUGAGAAGAAGAGGACUCAGCAGAGAACUGAGUUUCUACGUCCUGUGUGGCUACGACUACAAGUCAAAAUGGGGAGGUUGAAUUACUCUGCGAGAAAGAUUGAAGGCUUGAAGGCGGGACAAGUCUUGUCAAAAGAUCUGAAAAAACGGAUCCCACCCGGAAUCUUCUCCAAAGCUGCUGCGCGAGACCCGACUUUGGAGAUCGACAUUGCUGAUAAGCACUUGACGGACGAAGGAUUCGACCUAUUCAUCGAUGAUCUGAUAGAGUGCAUCGAGUACAGAAACGACGAACAUCUAGAUGGGAUUGUCAGGCUGGCAGAGCUCCAUCUACAAGGCAACUGUCUGACGGCCCAGUCUCUGAAGAAGCUCGCUCGAGUUAUCUCCCUCAGUGCAGGAGACCUAAGAGAGCUCGACCUUUCCGAUAAUAAGAUCGAGAUCCAACAGCUGGAACAUCGUAUGACAUGGCAGGAGUUUCUUGAAUCCUUCCAGGGAUGCUACGUCCUCAAGAAGCUCGACCUCAGUCGAAACCCUCUUGGACCUCGUGGGGCGGAGAUCCUAGCCCGAUCCUAUAUGCAAAGCGAGCUGGACUUUUUGGAGUCCGGUCUAGAUGAAGUGGAAACGGCCGCAUGUGAGAACGAGGACCUUAAUGAGAGAGUGCACUCCUUGACGCUUGGUGCUGGGAAAGAGAACCAGACGCCUAGAAGUAGCUCCAAGAGGUUGUCCAGCAAGGGAGGGACCCCUUUGUCAGGCAAACAGUCCCUUUCGUCAGUAGAGAAAAUUCCAACUCAGGCUGAUGCCAAGCACUAUGCUUGUACCAGGGGACUUCGUUCGAUUCCAUAUCUGAUCUUAUCUGACAUAUGCAUGACCAACGCCUCUGCUGUACACCUAUCCACCAUGCUAAGUAUCCAUCGUCCAGCGGAGCACCUUCUCAGCUAUCUUCCUGGAGGAAAAGCUCUCGUCCUGCCUGAUACGGCCACUCAUUGCAAAGGGAUCAUAUGGCUACCAAACAAAGACUUGGGCCCCCUCGGCCACAAGCUGCUAGAUAUGGCGGAACGAUUCCGCGAUAUGGCGUCUGACAUUGACUCGGACGAAGAAUACGCGGAGGAGUACAACACGCCUUCGAAGAUCACCGGUUACGAUGAGCCUUUGGCGACCGAUAGCCCGUCGUAUGACGACGGCAUCAGAAGACAGCGCCAAAUGCGAAACAAGAUGAGCAUUGAAUACUCGAGGCUCGCAAAGAGAGUGCGUAUCGAAGUGUUGCAGGCAGAAGGCGUCCACAGUGCAGAUAUAUGGAGCGUUACUUUGAAGAUGAUGGUCAUAUGCCGGGCUCUACUUUUGGAUGAUAAGGACCGUCAUGCGGAUGCAUCAACAGGGGACGGACAUCAACCUGAAAAGCAAUCGGAGGAAAAGGGAGAAGGUACUCUCGAGAUUAGAGAGCCAGCAGCUUCUGUUACUGCAGCAGACAUCGUGCGAGGACGUUACACCUCGCACGGUAACGACUUUGCCUCAGAGUUCCCAGCACUUCCAACUUCCAAGCCAAACUCGACAGUUGAGACUCCGAAAAGGUCAAGAAAUGACCGCCAUUCGACGCCGCCUUCGCAGAACCAGACUACACAUGCAAGCAGUCCCCACGUCCGUAACAGUCCCGCCGUGUCUUCUUCAUCUGGGAAAGUCUCAUGGCGCUUCGGCCUACCCAUUGAGGUUUGGCGCAUGAUCAUUUCUGAGGCUGUAGGCGCGAAUGGAAUCCUAGAUAGAGAACAACAGCUUCGCGUUAUGAGAUAUGCUUCCGAUUGGAACGCGCUUGCCUACGAGUUAACCAUCACAGGAGCUGCAGAGCACCAGCAAAUCUGGAAGUUCAUCGAUACUGUCAAUUGCUUCACAUACAAUCCGCUCUUCUGAAGUAUAAACAGGCAGGCAGAAGCUAUGACUCAUUAGCAUUGCAGGCGAUGGCAGGGGUAACGCGUCUAGAAAUUUCUUUACCAUUUCCUUUCCACUUUCGAGUUCUUCUCAUUUCGAUGCAGCAAUUCCUUUUUGUAUCCUCACAUCACACCACAAGCAUUUCGGCGACCGGAGUCCCCUUCUUUUCAAAAGACAUACCAAAUUGAUUUCGGAAUUGCCUCUCAUCAAAAGGAGUUCAUCAUUAAUUCUGUU
Messenger RNA from Paecilomyces variotii, 2293 nucleotides. RefSeq lists its product as hypothetical. NCBI's taxonomy places the organism in Eukaryota, Fungi, Ascomycota, Eurotiomycetes, Eurotiales, Thermoascaceae. The transcript has 6 exons. Gene Ontology annotation, molecular function: protein binding. Bases 212 to 2041 code for a protein of 609 amino acids. The record is from RefSeq and is a predicted model, not a curated record.